CUUAGAGCGUGAAGUGUCAGCGAUCCACCACGCCCCGACACACUCGUAGAUUCCAUUUAAAGAGACGCUCUCGUAACCGCGAUAGUUUUCGGAUUACUUGCAGUCCGGCGAGUAGGAAAGGCCGGGCCAGCCGACUCGGUGAUUUCCCAGUAGCUAACCGCCGCCUGGUUCGGCUCGGCUCCUUCUGGCGGCUUCUUUCCUCACCGGAGUCAUGAAGAAAGGUCGCAAAGUGCCGCCGGUUCGACCGUGGCUGCUGUUGCUUUAAAGACAAGUUAGAGCCCCCUUGUUUUUGGAGGGGUGGGGGGCGGGUGGGUAGGAGAGACCAGUCCCGCCACAGAACCCAGUCACCGCCUGCUUUGCUUAGCUCUGCUCGGUCUGACGGCCCGAAGCUCCGACCCGCCUGCCUGAGCGUCCCUCCCCACCCUGAUGUCCUCCGAAGCCAAGUCACGAUGGAGCGGCUCCUGUUCCCAGACGAGCGGCCCGGUCUGUAGACCGACCAUGUUGGAGAUGUCUGAAAACGCGAGUCGACAGAGGAGCCACCGCCCCGAAUGCGCGGCGGACAAGACCCCGGAGAGCCGAGGGGCAGACGAGGUGGUCAUCGACCCCCCCAUUCCCCCUAAAGCUAUUACCCUACCGAACCAGAUGUCGGUGUACAGCGCGCGGAAGCCCCUCUUCUCCAAGGUCAACAUCCAAGGCAGAACUUACAACUUCUUAGAACGGCCCACUGGCUGGAAAUGUUUCAUCUACCACUUCACAGUAUUUCUAAUUGUUUUGGUUUGCCUCAUCUUCAGUGUCAUGUCGACAAUCGAGCAAUACCAUUACUUUGCCAACAGAGCUCUUGUUUGGAUGGAGAUUGUAUUAGUGGUAUUUUUUGGAAUUGAAUACAUUGUCCGACUAUGGUCAGCAGGCUGCCGCAGUAAAUAUGUUGGAUUUUGGGGAAGGCUCCGCUUUGCGAGGAAGCCCAUCUCCAUCAUAGAUCUCAUAGUGGUGGUGGCUUCGGUCAUAGUCCUCUGCGUGGGUUCGAAUGGGCAAGUCUUUGCAACAUCAGCCAUCAGGGGCAUUCGGUUUCUGCAGAUCCUUCGAAUGCUGCAUGUCGAUCGCCAGGGUGGCACCUGGAGACUUCUGGGAUCAGUUGUCUUUAUUCAUCGGCAGGAGCUGAUCACCACUCUGUACAUUGGGUUCCUGGGCCUGAUCUUUUCCUCCUACUUUGUGUAUCUGGCUGAAAAAGAUGCAGUGGAUGACAGUGGCUCCCAGCAGUUCGGCAGCUAUGCAGAUGCCCUGUGGUGGGGUGUGGUAACUGUUACAACAAUUGGAUAUGGGGAUAAGGUCCCUCAGACCUGGAUCGGCAGAACCAUUGCUUCCUGCUUCUCUGUAUUUGCAAUUUCUUUCUUUGCUCUUCCUGCGGGGAUUCUUGGUUCGGGUUUUGCUCUCAAGGUUCAACAGAAGCAGCGACAGAAGCAUUUUAAUCGUCAGAUUCCAGCAGCUGCUUCCCUUAUUCAGACAUCAUGGAGGUGCUAUGCAGCAGAAAACCACGAGUCUGCAACAUGGAAAAUGUAUGUUCGGCAACCUAACAAAUUUUAUGUUCCAUCUCCAAGUCCAAAGACAAAGAAACCAGUGGUUAAAAGAAAGAAAGUGAAGUCUGAUAAAGACAAUGGAUUAAAUUCUGAGAAAUCACUGAAUGUGCCCAAUAUCACAUACGACCAUGUUGUUGAUCAGGACGACAGGAAAUAUGAAAACUCAAAUAUCGAUGGAGACGAUUCAUCAGUGAAGAAAUCCCUGGGGAUGCUUGAUGCGAACAGUGGAACCUUGUCGAGGGCAAACAGCUAUGCAGAUGAUCUUGACCUCAUCGAGGGAGAGCCAGCACUGGCCCCCAUCACGCACAUUUCGCAGCUGAGGGAUUCCCACAGGAUCACCAUCAAGGUGAUCCGCAAGAUGCAGUAUUUUGUAGCGAAGAAGAAAUUUCAGCAAGCCAGAAAGCCUUACGAUGUCAGAGAUGUAAUCGAGCAGUAUUCUCAGGGUCAUCUCAACCUGAUGGUGCGAAUCAAGGAACUGCAGAGAAGGCUAGACCAGUCCUUGGGAAAACCAACAAUGUUCCUAUCUGUGUCAGAAAAGAGCCAGGACAGGGGAAAGAACACAAUUGGAGCUAGACUUAACAGAGUAGAAGAGAAGGUUGUGGACAUGGAUCAGAAGUUAAACACCAUCACAGAUAUGCUGCACCGAUUGGUUGCCAACCAGGAGGGACAUUCAAACUCACAGGCUCAGCAUCCGCCGCAGGGAACCGUUUUACAAGCCGUUGCCUCGAGACACAGCUCUCUACCCAGCUACGAGCAGCUCACCGUACAUCAAGACAACAUGGCUUGAUCUUCAAUCCUCUGCUGUUUCAAGUUCAGCUACGUCCACAAGAUUGCAAGAGACCAUUUGGAUGUUGUAUGAUAAGCCUCAAGGUUAUACACAUAACUGGCACAAGCCUUGAGGAGCUGGCAAUGCACUGAAAAAGUGUGUGAAACUUGAAACCAGCCACAAUUAGACUCUGUCUGCCUUCUUGACGCAAAUGUCCCUUCUGAUUCUGGUUUAUGGAUCCCAUCGGUUUUGCUGAAAGUUCUUCGUCACAUUCUCCGAGAGCCUCAGACAUUUCCCAAGCACAUUUCAAACACUCCUCCAGUCGCUUAUUCAGGAAAAAAUGAAGGCAAUACUUGGACUGUCUGUAAGACUGGAGGAAAAGACUGGUAGCAUACAAUGUUAAGACAAAUUGUAAUCCUUUUUAGAAUAGAUUUGUUUUAAAUGCAAAAAUCAAAAUAUUGUAUGAUUGCUGAAAGAUGU
This is a messenger RNA of Pristis pectinata (smalltooth sawfish), 2820 nucleotides long. RefSeq names its product potassium voltage-gated channel subfamily KQT member 1. Lineage: Eukaryota; Metazoa; Chordata; Chondrichthyes; Rhinopristiformes; Pristidae. The record is from RefSeq and is a predicted model, not a curated record. Bases 427 to 2361 code for a protein of 644 amino acids. Gene Ontology annotation, molecular function: voltage-gated potassium channel activity. The transcript is spliced from 17 exons. Gene Ontology annotation, biological process: potassium ion transport; transmembrane transport. Gene Ontology annotation, cellular component: membrane; voltage-gated potassium channel complex.